AUGGGCUGUAUUUGUAAAACUUAAGCAAAUUAAUAAACAAUCAAAACCAAACUUGUUAUUGUGGGAUUGGAAUAGAGUGGAAAAACAGCCAUAUUCGAAUAUAUUAAGCGAGGAAAUUUCUUUGAAACUCAGCCAACAGAAGGUUAUAAUGUUGAUUUUAAUAAUAAGGAUUAUUUGAUAUUUGAUUUAGCGGGUAGAACACCGAAUUUAUGGUAGCAUUAUUAUUAAAAUGCAGAUGGAAUUAUAUUUGUCAUUGAUUCUUCAAAAAAAGAAAACUUAUAAUAAGUUAAGGAGUAGCUUAUGAAGUUAAAUCAAGAUAUAGAAUUAUUGAAUAUAGGAGUUCUGAUUAUGUUUACAAAAUCAGAUUUAUAGCUUAUUGAUUGUGAGGCUUUUUUGGAAGAAUGCGAAGUCUUAAAAAACACAGAAUAAGAAAAGGUUUGGUAGAGUUGCAGUUCUAAGACAGGAGAAGGAAUUAAUGAAGGAAUCUAGAAGCUGAUGCUGCUAAUUAAAAAAUGGAAUAUCAGACGACAGAAAAUCUGA
Molecule: messenger RNA, 540 nt
Organism: Paramecium tetraurelia
Lineage: Eukaryota; Ciliophora; Oligohymenophorea; Peniculida; Parameciidae
Exons: 3
Biological process (GO): vesicle-mediated transport; intracellular protein transport
Cellular component (GO): cytoplasm
Molecular function (GO): GTP binding; GTPase activity
Source: RefSeq, a predicted model, not a curated record